AUGACGACAAGACAACUCCCGAUCCUCCUCCUCGACGGUGGUCUGGGUACCACCCUCGGCGACCCUCCCCACAACAUCACCUUCACGGCCGAAACACCCCUCUGGUCCGCCCACCUACUGAUUUCCUCGCCCUCCACCCUCGAGGAAGUCCACAAAGCCUUUGCGACAGUCGGCGCCGAUAUCAUCCUAACUGCUACAUAUCAAACGAGCUUUGAGGGAUUUACGCUCACGGACCCUCGUUACACGGCCGACGAUGCAGCGCACUUUAUGCGCUCCGCGAUUCCGCUUGCGCGACGCGCGGGAUCGUCCUCAGGGAGGACGGUAAAGGUUGCACUAUCGCUGGGUCCCUACGGUGCAACGAUGUCCCCUGUCGGGGCGGAGUAUACGGGCCUAUAUCCGGAAGAGAUGAAUUCAGAAGCGAAGCUGCGCGAGUGGCAUGCGCGACGGCUGUGCGUGUUCGUGGACGAGACGGGGUCGUGGGACAACUUUGAAUACAUUGCGUUUGAGACGGUCAGGAGGGCGGAUGAAGUGAAGGCCAUCCGUGGGGCUAUGUCGGAUGUGCUGGCAGACAUGUAUCAGGGUCAAGGGCCCGAUUCGGAGAAGAACCAAUUGGCAAUGGGGAAGAAGCCAUGGUGGAUCUGUGGUGUCUUUCCAGAUGAGGAGGUUGAUGAGGAGGAUGUACGGGCGUGGGUACGUGCAGCUGUUGGCACACAGGAGGGAGAAACGGGCGUUUAUCUUCCCCGGCCGUGGGGUAUCGGGGUGAAUUGCACCCGGAUUGGCAAUGUUGGGCGGAUUGUCUCGAUCAUGCAGGAUGAGCUGCGUAACCUAGAGGAUCUAAGAACAAAGGGCUACGUUGACGAGUGGAACAGCGUGACUGGAAAACCUUGGCUGGUGUUGUAUCCCGAUGGCACUAAUGGGGAGAAGUACGACCCUGUCACGAAGACGUGGGUCGCAACGGAGACGGGAAAAGAAACACGCCCGUGGCACGAGAUCUACUGGGAUGUGGUACAGGGGCUGCCUGAGGGUGCGUGGGAGGGUAUAGUAAUGGGUGGUUGUUGUCGGGCUGGGCCCGAGCAGAUCGCUACACUGCGCAGGAGGAUUGAUGAACGGUCCAAUGCUCAAGGCGUUUAA
Molecule: messenger RNA, 1131 nt
Organism: Aspergillus oryzae RIB40
Lineage: Eukaryota; Fungi; Ascomycota; Eurotiomycetes; Eurotiales; Aspergillaceae
Exons: 1
Coding region: 1-1131 (376 amino acids)
Biological process (GO): S-methylmethionine cycle
Molecular function (GO): S-adenosylmethionine-homocysteine S-methyltransferase activity
Source: RefSeq, a predicted model, not a curated record